AUGAUCAUGCUGUCCCGGUGGGAGUUUGAGGUGUUCCAGCAGCUGUACGAACAGUGGCAGUCGGGCAAGCUCACCGCAGAUGACAUCCGUGCCCGCUACGGUAGGGCCACCAUGGAGCUCUUGGAGUCGCAGCACAUUGUCAUGGGCAGUUCAAGUGUGGACAAUGUUGCGCAGUGUGCAAGCGGGCUCGGAAUUGGUGGUACGUCGGAUACACUGCUUGACACUAUGUUGGCUACCUGUCGCUCGGAGGACAUGGUGAACAAUCGCUCGUGGGAUGUCGAGAAGAAUGGAUCUUUCGAGGAUGUGAAUGGUUCGUGGUCGGAAGGCUGUCGUAGUCUGCGUGCUGCGGAGACUGAAGGCAACAAGGGUGGCAAGGGAUCUGAGUAG
Messenger RNA from Symbiodinium necroappetens, 387 nucleotides. The record is from the annotation of a GenBank genome assembly. Lineage: Eukaryota; Dinophyceae; Suessiales; Symbiodiniaceae.